This is a messenger RNA of Girardinichthys multiradiatus, 1782 nucleotides long. Its product is annotated as urea transporter 2. Gene Ontology annotation, cellular component: membrane. Gene Ontology annotation, molecular function: urea transmembrane transporter activity. Bases 145 to 1296 code for a protein of 383 amino acids. The transcript has 8 exons. Lineage: Eukaryota; Metazoa; Chordata; Actinopteri; Cyprinodontiformes; Goodeidae. Gene Ontology annotation, biological process: urea transmembrane transport. The record is from RefSeq and is a predicted model, not a curated record.
AUGAAGCAGAAGGAAGAGGAGAAAGACUGAGCAGAGUAACAAACACAGGAGUAAGAGGAACAUAAAGAAAAAAAAAAAACUUGAAGUUUUUUCUGGAUUAGGAAAACAUUUUUUUCAAAGUGAGUAGACCCUGCAGCUGUGAGUAUGUGGAUUGAGACCAAAACAGAGAUGGAGGAGACCAGCAGGAGUCGGGCCAGCUUUAGUCGGCGAGUGCUGGAUGGUGUGAUGUUGUGCACAGGAGACAUGGAGCACCUGGAUAAGCACAUACAGGACAUGUCGUUUGUGCUGCAGCUGCCUGUGUGGGGACUUAGAGGGGUGGCCAGGGUGAUUCUGGCCAACAAUCCAGUGAGCGGUGCUCUCAUCCUGGCUGCCCUGUACUGGGAUUCCCCCUGGCAGGGCCUGCUGGGAACUCUGGGGGUACUGGCCUCGACGCUCACAGCUGUCAUCAUUGGACAGGACAGUGCUGAUGUAGCAGGAGGUCUUCACGGAUUCAACGGCAUGCUGGUGUCUCUGCUGAUGGGAGUGUUCAGCUCAGCUGGAGACUGGUACUGGUGGCUACUGCUGCCUGUCAUUUUGGGGUCAGCUACGUGUGUCUUUCUGUCUAGUGGGCUCACCACAUUCCUGAACCACUGGGACUUGCCUGCUGCUGUGUUUCCUUUCAACAUCAUCAUCGUCCUUUACCUCCUAUGUACUGGAACGAACAACCCCUAUUUUCCUCACAACCCGGCAAUACCACCGGGGGUGCUAAAGCCAAAUGACACAGACCUCAUAGCGGUCGAGGUGAUCCGUGGCAUCCCUCUUGGUGUGGGUCAGAUCUAUGCUACUGGAGCCCUGGGACCCUCCCUCCUCAUCCUGGGGGCCAUUGUUCUCUACUCCCCAUUGCUGUGCGUCCACGCUGUGCUGGGGUCAGCAGUCGGAACAUUAGCCGGUUUAUCCAUGGCUGUACGUCAUGAUUCACUUUACUCUGGCCUGUCGGGGUUCAAUGGUGCUCUGGGCUGCAUGACUGUUGGAGGACUCUUCUUCACCUUCAGCUGGAGGACCAACCUCUUUGCCAUCGCUAGCGCCUUUCUCUCUGCAUACUCUGACAUCGCCCUGAGCAACAUGCUAGGAACUGUGGGUCUACCAGCAUGCAGUUGGGCAGCUACUCUAACAGCCACACUCAUGUUGCUGUUGACUGGCAGUUUAGCAGCAUACCGCAUCCCCAUUGGUCAAGCCAAGGCGCCUGAAUGCAACCUUCGCUCAAGGAGCCAGUGGAAAGCCGGAAACACAGAAGAGAGGGAGAGCACGGAUGUGUAGUGUGUGGUCAUAAUCGCGCUUUAUGUGAAAUGGACCAAAAGGAGAUGGUUUUAAUCUAUACAAUUAUGAUGUCAUUUUUUAUAAUGAACUUUUUAUAGACAUUCAAAGACAAUGGCAAACACACUUCAAAAGCUGCUACUGAAACUGUCCACAUGCUGGCAGUAUAGUUCUUCAAUCUUUUAAGUCUUUCUGAUGGUCUUUUCUUUUCAGCUGUUAUUUUCACUCAUUUUGGUCUAGUCUGUGCACCAAAACAUGACAGAAAAUUGUGUUGAGGACAAAAUUGUAUAUUUGACAAAAGGAGGCAAAAGAAGAAAUGAGAGGGCUAAUAAGCUAUUUACAGACCAACAGCAUUUAAAACUCAUGCCUUUGAGAAACAAAGAAAUCCAUAAAAGACUAAAUUAUGAUCAUUAGGUUUUUUUUAUAGUUUUUAUUUUUUUGUAGUUUUCAAAAUAACUCUUUAGGAAUAAAAAAUAUAUAUAUUUUCUG